UCAGCACUCAGCAGUCAGCCUCAGCCAUAGUCUAUGGUUUAGUUUAUGAAGGAAAAAGUACGAAAAAAGAUGUUAGAGAACAUUUUUUUCUAAUUAUUUUUAAAAUAAAUUGUGCAGACAAAGUACACAUUCGAAUAAGUGUUAAAGGAUUGGCAGUAUAACUAACAGCAGUAUUUAAAUCAAGACUAAAAAUGCAUCGUGCAAGGAUAGCCCUCCAGGCUUCUACUAGAUCUGGCACCACAGACAGAUUUGCAUCAUGGCUCCUCAACAAACCUCAGGCUGCCGCUAUGACAGUAAACGCCAACAGGCUGAAAAGUUCCACGGCAGCAGAACCUUUUCUCAAUGGCUCCAGCUCAGCAUAUGUGGAGACCAUGUACAAUGCGUGGCUCUCCGAUCCCAACUCCGUACAUGCAUCCUGGGACGCAUUCUUCCGCAAUGCGACCAACGGAGCACAACCUGGCGUUGCCUACACACCUCCUCCAAAUCUGGCACCGUACUCUAAAAACGAAGUGCCGCUUACGUCACUUGUCCCAGCUUCCGGUGGCAUGCCCUCUAUCUCAGCCGGCUCUCCAAUCAACGAAAAGAUUAUCGACGAUCAUCUAGCCGUACAAGCUAUCAUCAGGAGUUAUCAGUCGCGCGGUCACCUCGUGGCGCGGCUUGAUCCGCUGGGCAUCUCGACUGGGGACCCGAGCUCUAGCGGCGACUGGCAUGGCGGCCUACGAGCCUUCGCCAGUGAAGUGAUCCGAGGACACCAUAUAGCGAAACUCGACCCCUUGGAAAUAGCAAACCUCGAAUUGGCCGGUAAAAAUCCACGGGAGGUGAUACACAACAGCUACAGGUUUGAUGAAGCUGAUAUGGACAGGGUUUUCAAACUACCCUCUACCACUUUUAUUGGAGAGAAGGAGAAGGCUUUGCCUUUAAGAGAGAUCCUGAAUCGACUUGAGCAAGCUUAUUGCAACAACAUCGGUAUCGAGUUCAUGUUUAUCAACUCGCUGGAGCAAUGCAACUGGAUCAGGCAGCGUAUGGAACCGCCCAAUGUUACGAAGAUGAGCAACGACCAGAAGAGAUUGAUCCUCGCUCGACUCACAAGAUCUACUGGAUUUGAGAACUUUUUGGCAAAGAAAUGGUCGUCAGAGAAGCGUUUCGGACUUGAGGGCUGCGAGAUUCUAAUCCCGGCGAUGAAGCAAGUCAUCGACACUUCCACGCGCCUUGGUGUUGAGUCUAUUAUCAUGGGAAUGCCACAUAGAGGACGUCUCAACGUUUUGGCCAACGUAUGCCGCAAGCCCCUGCAUCAGCUGUUCACCCAAUUCGCUGGUCUCGAAGCCGAGGACGACGGAUCUGGUGACGUAAAAUACCACUUGGGUACAUACAUCGAGCGUCUCAACCGCGUGACAAACAAGAACAUCAGACUGGCUGUUUGCGCCAAUCCUUCUCACUUGGAGGCCGUUGACCCCGUGGUGCAGGGCAAGACACGCGCCGAACAAUUCUACAGGGGUGACAACGAGGGCAAGAAGGUGAUGUCUAUCCUGCUCCACGGCGACGCAGCGUUCGCCGGCCAGGGCGUAGUUUUCGAGACUAUGCACUUGUCGGACCUGCCCGCGUACACCACGCACGGCACCGUCCACAUCGUGGCCAACAACCAGAUCGGCUUCACCACUGACCCCAGGCAUUCGCGCUCCUCUGCUUACUGCACAGACGUUGCCCGUGUGGUGAACGCGCCGAUCUUCCACGUAAACAGCGACAAUCCCGAGGCGGUGAUGCACGUUUGCAACGUAGCGGCGGAAUGGCGCGCUACCUUCCACAAGGACGUCGUCAUCGACAUCGUCAGCUACCGCCGCAACGGCCACAAUGAAGUGGACGAGCCGAUGUUCACGCAACCCCUGAUGUACCAGAAGAUCCGCAAGACUAAGCCGGUUCUGGAAAAGUACGCCGACCAGCUGAUCACUGAAGGCGUAGUGACCGCUGAGGAAGUCAAAGACGUGAAGGACAAAUACGACAAAAUCUGCGAGGAGGCCUACAACCAAGCGAAACAGGAAACCCACAUCAAGUACAAAGACUGGCUCGACUCUCCCUGGUCUGGAUUCUUUGAAGGCAAGGACCCACUCAAGAUGUCCCCAACUGGCGUGGUAGAAGAGACGCUGGUCCACAUUGGAAAGCGUUUCUCGUUGCCGCCUCCCAACGCGGCAGAGUUCGAGAUCCACAAGGGGUUACUGCGUAUCCUCAAAGCGCGUAUGGAGAUGGUAGAGAACCGCACAGUGGACUGGGCUUUGGCUGAGGCCAUGGCUUUCGGCUCGCUGUUGAAGGAAGGCAUUCAUGUGCGACUAUCUGGAGAGGACGUUGAAAGAGGCACAUUCUCACACAGGCAUCAUGUGCUUCACCACCAGAAAGUGGACAAGGCCACAUACUGUCCUCUGGCUCACCUGUACCCUGACCAGGCCCCUUACACUGUCUGCAACAGCUCCCUCUCUGAGUACGGCGUACUCGGCUUUGAAGUAGGCUACUCAGUGACAAACCCCAACGCAUUGGUUCUGUGGGAGGCGCAGUUCGGUGACUUCAACAACGUGGCUCAGUGCAUCAUAGAUCAGUUUAUCUCGAGCGGACAGGCUAAAUGGGUGCGACAAUCUGGAAUUGUUCUACUGCAGCCCCAUGGUAUGGAGGGAAUGGGCCCCGAACACUCUUCGGCUCGUUUGGAGCGCUUCUUGCAGAUGAGCGCCGAUGAUCCUGACUACAUGCCACCCGAGAGCCCUGACUAUGAAGUUCGUCAAUUGCACGAUUGCAACUGGAUCGUGGCCAACUGCUCAACACCCGCGUCCCUGUUCCACAUCCUGAGGCGGCAGAUCGCGUUGCCUUUCCGCAAGCCGCUCAUCAUCAUGACACCCAAGUCGCUGUUGCGACACCCCGAGUGCAAGUCCAACUUUGAUGACAUGGUUGAAGGCACUACAUUCAGGAGAUUGAUUCCUGAGGAGGGGCCAGCGGCAGAAAACCCAUCGAAUGUUCGCAAAGUAGCGUUCUGUUCCGGCCGUGUCUACUACGACUUACUGAAACAGCGUCGCGAUAGGAAUCUCGAAAAAGAUAUCGCUAUUGUCAGGUUGGAGCAAAUAUCGCCGUUCCCGUACGACCAGAUCAAGGCGGAGAUCGCCAAGUACCCGAACGCCCAGCUGGUGUGGAGCCAGGAGGAGCACAAGAACAUGGGCUCGUGGAGUUACAUCGAGCCGCGCUUCCGGACGCUGUUGCACAACCAGAAGCAGAUCAGCUACAACGGCCGGGCGACAGCUGCGUCCCCCGCUACAGGAUCCAAGGCAGCCCAUAAUAAGGAGCUCAGAAAUCUCCUCGAAGAGUUUUGCGUGCUAUAAACGAAUAAUAUCGAAAAAAUAUUUCACCAACCAUACUAUUAGCCACCGUCGUCAGUAAAGUCCAAUUGUUAACACAUUUAAUUGAUCGAAAUUAAAAAAACGUAAAUAUCUGAACCGCCAUCUUGGAAUUAUUCCGACAUAGAUUAAAUAUUAAUUACCUUUGUAUUUUUUUUUUAAAUUUGGUUUUAGUUGUAACUGUCAGUAUUUACAAUUCUCUUUACUUUUAGUUAGACUACUUAGAUAAAUUGUAAUUUAUUUAUUCAAUGUAGCGUAUUAUAUACGUUUAGUAGGCACUAUUUAUUUUUAUUUUUUUAAAUCGAUACAGUAAUGUUAUAUGUAGUGUCCGUAUUAGUAAAUGUAAUUAGAAUUACGCUAUUAGAGCUGGAAAUGUAAUGUAAAUAAAUAACAGUUAGUUUUUUUUUUUAACGAUAAAUUAUCUGAAGGGUUAAACGUUCCUCUGGCAUAGUCGAAGACUUUAAAUGGAGCUGUGAAAAUUACCCGUGGUUUUAUAAUUAUAGUUUUGAACUUGCUCCGUGCGAGUGAUUUCAAUACAAAAAAUAAAAGCUAUUUUUUUUUAAAUUUCAAUCUUCUAACUUGUAAUCCGUAGUUGCACUCCAAGCGAUAUUUAAUGAGAUAUUACUAGUUAGUUAUUUAAACGUCAUAACUAUAAUUAUUAGUUUUCAAAACUGGACUUAUCUAUCUAAUAAAUAGUAGUAUUACGUUAACGGUUAUCAGCAAUGUGAUGUUAAUAUAUUUUGCGACCGUAUCCUCUUCGUAUAGUUUUAGUUUAAUAGUUACCGCCGUACUGGCAUCUUGUAAGGAGCAACACCAAACUUUAAUUGUUAUGCGUAUUUAAACUAACUUGUCUGUAAAAUUGUCAAUGUUAUUCUUUAAAUGUAUAAUAUUCUGUAGGGUUAACGCCUUGUUGCAUUUGAGUGAUAAACUGUCGUCGUCAAGAACCAAAGUUUAAUUUUUAUUUAACAAGAAAUUUUAAUAACUUGCUAUUAUUGAAAUAACUUCUAAUAACGAAGUUUAGUUGAAUACAGAAGAAGGUCGAACUGUGUCUGUGACUGUAUUUUCUUUUUGAAAAAUGUAUGUACUUAAAACUAACUUUAAUUGUUUUCAUUUUCCGCUAAAGAAACUUGUGUUAUUUUUGAAAAAUGCUUAGCAUUGAUGAUUCGUAUGCAAAUGUACAAAAAAUAGAGGAUCUUAAUUAUUUCAUGAUGCAACGUCAAAAAAACUGUUAGUUUGCAAUAAAAAGAACGUAUGUGAAAAUUCCAGUUAUACUUCGACAAGUUUAUCGCCAAAUGAAAUAAGCUACAAACUGUUGUACCUAGUAAUAAACAGUUAUAAACUGUCUGGUUUUUAUUACGUGCAUUGUUGUAACUAAAUUAUCAUACGUAUAUCAAAACACUGGCUUUGUACUAGCUUGUAUUAUACGCACGAUUUUAUUGUUAAAACUAUUUUGAUCUUCGUAUUUUGGAACUCGCUCAGGCCUGAAGGGAAUGUAUGGCAGGGAUUGAAGAAUGUUUUGUAUGAGAGUUACACGUUUGGCCGGCCGCCUGGGUUAUUUAUUGCUACAUAGUUUGAUCUAGUUACUUUACAAUAAAUAUAUUAUAUUCAGUAAA
Pararge aegeria (speckled wood butterfly) is the source of this 4981-nucleotide messenger RNA. RefSeq names its product 2-oxoglutarate dehydrogenase, mitochondrial (gene Nc73EF). Gene Ontology annotation, molecular function: oxoglutarate dehydrogenase (succinyl-transferring) activity; thiamine pyrophosphate binding. The record is from RefSeq and is a predicted model, not a curated record. NCBI's taxonomy places the organism in Eukaryota, Metazoa, Arthropoda, Insecta, Lepidoptera, Nymphalidae. Gene Ontology annotation, cellular component: oxoglutarate dehydrogenase complex; mitochondrion. Gene Ontology annotation, biological process: tricarboxylic acid cycle. The transcript has 23 exons. The coding region runs from base 192 to 3353 and encodes 1053 amino acids.